GGCGAUGCGGAGGAGACCGCGGCGCGGGCGGCGCAGGCGUCGUGGCUGUCCAUCGAGCAGCGCUGCGACGCCGCCUACGCCAAGGGACACGCCGGCGCCCACCCGCACGCCAAGGGACACGCGCGCGCCCUCUCCGAUGCCACUGCAGUGGCAGCCAAACAUCAAGAAAGGCUGGAGAAAGAAUUAAAGGAGAGAAUAGAACUGAUUGAACGUCUUCAAAUGCAGCUCCAAAAAGUGGAGAAGGAACGACAUGUGCUCACUCAGAGGACAUCAGAACUGGAGAGCCAAGUGUUGCAACUUACAAAGCGCAUCAGUGUUGAAGAAUCUGUGAAACAUGAGAGAAUUUCAGUUCCACAAAAUGAAGAUCAGUUGGUGGCAGAGAACAAUGAAUUAAAAGCAAUACUGAAUGAUAAUAACAAAAAGAUGAGGGAGUUGGAAGAAGAGUUACUUCUUGUGAAGAGCCAAUGCUUGGAUCAAGUUAUUGACUCCCAGGUCAGUACAAGUGAAUUACGUCUGGAUGUAGAGCAAACGAGGAAGCGAAUUGGCAAUGAAGCAGGCGUUCAGCGUGCAGAAAACCUGCGGGCACAUCAGGACAUGGUGAACAGAAUGAUCCAAAUGGGUGAAAAGUCGAAAGAAUCAGAUCAAAAUCUUAAGAAGCUGCAGGGUGAAGACCAAAAAUUAGCUGCUGAAAUGGUUUCAAAAAUUGAAAAGUUAGGAGAUCAAGAACAGCAGGAUUUAAUACACGGUACUUUAAAAGCUCUUGAAUUAGAAAAUCAAGUGUUAAAUAUGAGGAAUGCUCAGUUAGAAAGAGAAGCGCUUAGAGAGUAUACUUCAAAGGUGGAUGAGAGGAGACCUCAUCCCGAUGGCAUGAAUGUACUAGAUAAUGCGGAUGAAGCAGUGAAAACAGAGAAUGUUUCAAGCAAUUUACCUCAUGUGACUGAUUCAACAGCUUUGAGCCAACAUUAUGAGAAUCAGAUCAUCCAGUUGCAAGAACUAGCUGAGGGAUUGAAGGAACAAAUUACACAAUAUGAAAAGAAAUGCAGUGAUUUGAAACGCGAGAAUUUGGAGUUGGAAGGGAUAGUUACAAAUAUUUUUGAAGACAUCCAAGAAAUACAAAAAUUGUCUGAUGCUCUCCCAGAUCAGAAUGUAUCUGUUUUAACCAACUCACCAGAAAGACAUAAUUCACGAUUUAUCUUAAUGAUGGAGAAAGUCAAAGCAAUUAGGGCAGCACUGUCAAGUUUCACAAAUACAUUAAAAUCAUACCAGGAAGAAAAGAAAUGUCUUGAAUUGGAACUGGAGGGGUCAGCGCGAGUAAUUCAAGAUUUGGAGACCCAGGUGGCAAAAGCGGAGGAAGAACGAAAUGCCCUGGAAGUGAGCAUGGAGGAACUGGACCAGCAGCAUCAGGAUGCUAUUGAUAAACUGAUUGGACUACGCAAUGCUGAACUAAUGGAGAAUACACAAUUAAAAUCCGAAAUUCUUGAGUUAAAAACUGUAGUGUCUCAGAAAACCCAGUUAAGAGAUUGUAGCAUUCAAACAGAGGAGUGGUCUGUAGAUAAUGUUAUUAGAGAAGCAAGCACUCAAACUGAUCAUGUACAUCAGUGUGACCAAGAGAAUCAGACUUCUCUUCAUUGUGACAAAGAAACUUCAGAAAAUAUGACUGAGGAGAAAAUAUUAAAUGUAGAAGCUGAUUCAUUUAAAUAUGAUUAUGAAUUAAGCGAGAAAAUAAAGAAAUUGGUUAACUUUGAUCUUCCAAAUGACUUUAAUAAUACAAUUCCACAGUCUUUGUACCUUGUAGAAGAAAUUGUGAAAAUUGUCAAUGAUUGUAAAUGGAAAAAAGAUACAUUGGAACGCAAGAUAUCUGAGUUAAUCAGGGAAAAUAAAGAAGACAAGUCUACCAUUACAAUUCUGGAAGCAGAAUGUUCCAAUUUGAAGGAGAAUGUAGAAAGACUCGCUGAGCAGUUGGUGGGUGUUGCCAAGUCCUGCAAAGAUCCUCUUCCUACCAUCAUAGAGAACUGCGAGGAAGCGGAACAGUUGGAGCAGAAGGUUGCAAUUCUGGAAGAAGAGGUUGCAGUCUUGAGAGAAACCCGUGUGAAUUUGGAGGAAGAUGCUGCACGGAUGAGGGAAGAACGAGAAGAACUUCUGGGAAGAAUACGAAAUACAGAGGCUCAGUUAAGAAAUAAAGAAAAUAUUGUCACUGAACUGCAACGUUUUGCCAAUGAAGCGAACACUUCCGCUCAUAGUAACCUAGCAGCAUCUGAAUUAGCAGAAAAAGCAAGAAUAUCUGCGGAGGAUAAAGCAAAGACACUCUCCCAGGAGCUAGAAACCUGUGUUCAGAACUAUGGAAAACAGCUCCAAGAUCUCGAAGAAUUAGCAAAUACUCUGGAAAUUAAAAAUAAAGGGCUGAUCGAAGAUAUUAAAAUUAAGGAAAUGAAAUUAGAAGAAUACAAGAAUUAUAUUUCUGAGUUGGAAUUGGAAAAGAAUGCUUUCAGUGUCCAAUUGCAAAAUAAUACUUCAAAAUUGGAAAUGGUUGAAAAGAAGUUUUAUAAUGAAAAAGAAACGCUCCACAAGGAGAUAAUGCUCUUACAAGAACAACUCACUGUCAUGGGUGCAGAGGGAGACAAAUUUACUGCGGUUUCUGAAGAUUUGGAGGUGAACUUAAAGGCCAAAUUAGAUCUCGAGCAUCAAUUAGAAAUUGCAACAAAAAGUCUCAAGAAGGCUGAAUUAUUAAUAAUAAAUCAAGAAGAGUUAAAAGCUGAUGUGAAGAAGUGGCAGAACAUGGCAACGUCUGAAGAGAUGAAAGUGAGAGAUACGCUGGCGUUGAUGGUCAAGUUGGAAGAAGAGAACAGAGUUCUCAAAGAGAAAUUAAGGGAAGAACAGUUGACAACAGAGAGUCUUAAUCUGAAAAAUGAACAAAAUAUGAAGGACAUAUUGGAACUUAGAGAACAACUUGAAGAGGAAUUGGCUAAAGUAAGAACUGGACAGUUAUUAGAAGAUCUUCAGACAAAACACCAUUCUGAAAUAACAAUUCUGAAAAAUGACAAAAAUCAGCUUGAACAGUCUUUAUCAUUAGCGCUACAACAACACAAUUUACUAAAACAAGAAGUAGAAUCUCAUAAGGCUGUCUUACUUCAAAAGGAACAGUCGGAGGCCUUUUUACACCAAACCAAUUUAGAUCUAAAGAUUCAAAUGAAUGCUUUAGAAAAGUAUAAGGAAGAAUAUUUAGAGAGUACAAAAAAAUUUGAAGAGGAAAAACAAAAAUUUUGUUCGAAAAUUACAUCUUUAGAGAACAAUUUAAGAGAGGAAGUGCAUUUAAGUGAAAAAGUUCAAUAUUUAGAAUCACAUGUGCACAUUCUUGUUCAAGAGAAAGAAAGUUUGAUGGAGGAGAAUUCUAAAUUGAAAGCUGCCUUAUCUGAUAGUUAUCGAGAUAAAUUUAAUAAAAUGGCAAAUAGAAACUCUACUCUUCAUGGCGACAUUCCACUGCUGAGUAGACAUUCCAUAGAAAAUGACAACAAGAAAACUAUGGAAAUAAAGCAAUUACAACAGGAUAAGCAAACAGUUUUAUUAAGAUUAGAUGAAAAAUUACAAGAAAUAGAUCUUCUUAAAUUGAGAUUGAAAGAUCUAUCUUCGAAAGUUGACGAAAAUUAUGAAACUAUUAGAAAGUUGGAACAGGAAAAGGAAAACAUUACGAAUGAGAAAUCUCAAUGUGAAGAUAAAUUUGCCAUGACUAAGGAAACUGUGAUGAAACUAUCAGAAAUGAUCAAGGAAAAGGACCAAGAGCUAACUGAGAUGAAGACUCAACUUUCUUCUUUAAGCGCUGCUGCCCAAAGGAAUGACGGCUACCACCAGCAGCUUGCCCAGGCUCGCGAUCUGACGGCACAACUAGUUCAAGAGCGUGACCAACUUCUCCAAACAGUUCACGUGAAACACCAGGAAAGCCUCCAAUACCAUGCUGAAAUCCAACGUCUCUCAGCUCUUCUCUCUCAGGAGAUGGGUAAGAGCCAGCAGCUGGCUGCUCAGUGCGCGAGCCUCGCUCAGCAACAGGGCGAAGAGAAGGCCAGCCAGCAGGAAGCGCAGCAGCUUCAGGACUCUCUGAGAGUGAAGGACGAGGCCCUACAAAAGCUGUGCAAGCGCCUGGAGCUGCAGGAGCAGGAGUUGCAGGCACGCGGGAAUGAACUGGAGGCUUUGCAACACCAGAUGGAAUCAAUGGCGCAGAGCAAGGCAGCUCAGGUUGUCCAAAUGGCAGCCAAAGACCUCCAGGAUGAGGAUGUUCAAGAAAAGUUAAAGGAGAUCAAUUCUAAAUGGCAGGAUGAACAAAGGAAAAACAAAAGUUUGCAAAAUGAACUGGAAAUAUGUCAAGGAAAGGAACUGGCGUUACAGAGAGAAGUUGAAAGAUUGCGUGUUCAUCUUGUGGAAAUAGAGGAUAUGUACACGCAAGAAGCUCUGAAGAGUGAGGAAAGAAACAAGGACCUUUCAAGCAAGCUACAACAGGCUGAAGAAAUGAUGAAAUCAUCAUCUACUGUUUAUAAAUCUGCCAACAUUCGUGCAAAUCAGCAAGUGGAGACACUUCAAGAACAAGCUCGGUUGAUAGCCCAACAAAGAGAUGACGUUCAGCUUAAGUUGUCAGCUGCUGAAGAUCAAGUUGGCAAACACUCUGCUGCAUUACGCAAUCUUCAAGCUGUCCUGGAGCAAUUUCAGCGUGACAGAGAACGAGAAAUUGAAGCAGCACGACAGUCAGUUUAUGUGAAAGUUGAAGUGGCUCAGAGAAGACAUGAUGAAUUGCUAAAUGAAAUAUCUUCGUUAAAGAUGCAACUGAAGGAAGCCAACGAGGGCUUGGGCGCAGCCUCACGAUUGGGGGAAGAACUCGAGAGGAAGACUGAGAUUGUCAAUAGGCUGAAACAGGAAGUUGUGCAUUUGGAAGAAAAAGUUUUGAAAGCUGAAGGAGAAGCUAAGAUGGUGGAGCAAACUGUUGAAGGCAAAGUUGACAAGUCCUUAGUGAAGAAUGUUGUGCUGGGUUUCUUUUUGGCACCAUCCAAUUCCAAAGAUCAAGUUUUGCAUGUUGUUGCAAGCGUGCUGGAUUUCAGUGAGGAUGAGACGAGUCGGGUUCAAAAGAGACUUGGCUUACAUGGUUCAGAGGGCAGUGGUGGUUGGUUUAAGAGCUUAUUACAUCCUUCUGGCCAAAACCAGAGCAAUAAUCAAUCUCUCUCGGAGGCCUUUGUUCGAUUUCUGGAGAAUGAAUCGAUCCCGCAGCCUAAGUUAAAGAUGCUACCUGAAGCUGAAAAACAAGCCGGUAGCAGCUCAAAUAGUCCAAGAGCUACUCCUGUCUCUACACAGCGAAAGUCACCUCUUCUCCUUGCAGAUGUUCAGCUGCCAACAUUUGCUCAGUUUCCUGUUGGUCGUAAUAGUAGUAGUAUAUUAAAAGAUAUUUUGAAGGAGAGUUGACCAGAGUUGUUUGAUGAAGGAUUAUUUUAAAAAGCAAAACCAAUAAUGAUAUUAUGCUAUAUCAAUAAACAUACAAUGGCUGUAGAGUAGGUUGUAAAUUUUGUUGAAACUGUAUAAAGUAUGAACUUUUAAAAGUGGCUGUACAAUUCUGUGCAUUUCAAUGUCUUUGUAACUUUAUAUGAAUGACUGAAUAUGCAUAACUAUGUAUGAUAGCUAAUGGUUGCUAAUGAAAUUAAAAAAAAAUUUGUUGCAUAGU
Gryllus bimaculatus (two-spotted cricket) is the source of this 5695-nucleotide messenger RNA. NCBI's taxonomy places the organism in Eukaryota, Metazoa, Arthropoda, Insecta, Orthoptera, Gryllidae. The record is from the annotation of a GenBank genome assembly.